Molecule: messenger RNA, 3353 nt
Organism: Cebus imitator (Panamanian white-faced capuchin)
Lineage: Eukaryota; Metazoa; Chordata; Mammalia; Primates; Cebidae
Gene: PNPLA1
Product: patatin like phospholipase domain containing 1
Exons: 10
Coding region: 358-2109 (583 amino acids)
Biological process (GO): triglyceride catabolic process; lipid homeostasis
Cellular component (GO): membrane; lipid droplet; cytoplasm
Molecular function (GO): triacylglycerol lipase activity
Source: RefSeq, a predicted model, not a curated record
CGGAUGGGCAGAGGGCUGAGGAGCCCGUGCCCGAGAUGAAUGUAGCCAAGAAAUGAGGCCGGCGAGGGGCUCACAGGAUCAGGACCCUGCUCACACACCAGGGAGGCCUUCUGCAUCUUGUCCUGGGGCCCCUUUCCAACUUUUGGGGCUGCCUCCUGGCAGAGCUUAGCAGGCUGAGGCAGCUGCCCGAGCAGCCUGUGGUUGCUCCAGCAGACCGGACAGGGACAGCCACAUUCCAGGCUCCGGGCUGGCAGGGAAGCUGGGCAGGGAGUUCCUGCAGGGAGCGGCAGCCCGGGCUCAGGCAGGCAAGUGCUGACGGGUGGUCCCUCCUUCCACGGAAAGCCAGAGGCCGAAGAGAUGGAAGAACAGGUGUUCAAGGGGGACCCGGACACCCCCCACUCCAUCUCCUUCUCCGGCAGUGGAUUCCUCUCCUUCUACCAGGCCGGGGCCGUGGACGCCCUGCGGGACCUGGCCCCCCGGAUGCUGAAAACAGCCCACCGCUUCGCAGGGACAUCUGCAGGUGCUGUGAUCGCUGCCCUGGCCAUCUGCGGGAUCGAAAUGGAUGAGUACCUCAGAGUCCUCAAUGUGGGUGUGGCCGAGGUGAAGAAAUCCUUCCUGGGGCCCUUGUCCCCGUCCUGCAAGAUGGUGCAGAUGAUGAGGCAGUUUCUGUACCGGGUCCUGCCUGAGGACUCCUACAAGGUCACCACGGGGAAGCUCCAUGUGAGCCUCACCCGCUUCACGGACGGGGAGAGUGUUGUGGUUUCAGAGUUCACAUCCAAGGAGGAGCUCAUCGAGGCCCUGUACUGCAGCUGCUUUGUCCCCGUGUACUGCGGCCUCAUCCCCCCGACUUACCGAGGUGUGAGGUACAUCGAUGGGGGCUUCACAGGCAUGCAGCCCUGUGCCUUCUGGACCGACUCCAUCACCAUCUCCACCUUCAGCGGCCAGCAGGACAUCUGUCCCCGGGACUGCCCCGCCAUCUUCCACGACUUCCGAAUGUUCAACUGCUCCUUCCAGUUCUCCCUGGAGAACAUCGCCAGGAUGACCCACGCGUUGUUCCCCCCGGACCUGGUGAUCCUGCACGAUUACUACUAUCGAGGGUACGAGGAUGCAGUCUUGUACUUGAGGCGGCUGAAUGCUGUUUAUCUUCAUUCUCCCUCCAAGAGAGUGAUUUUCCCCCGGGUGGAAGCGUACUGCCAGAUACAACUCGCCCUUGGCAAUGAGUGCCCUGAACACAGUCGACCAAGCCUUCAAGCACGGCGGGCCAGUCUGGAGAGAGCCACACAACCUCACACAGAGUGCGCUGCCAAAGCGGAGGGAAGGGGCAGCCAUGGUCCGCCUGCGUCCUCACCUGUGCAGACACCUGAAUCCACAUGUGAACCACCUGUUUCACCACCAGUAUCUCCAUUUGAGCAGCCACCUGCACAGCCACUGGCCUCUUCAACACCACUUUCUUCAACUGGCACGCAACCUGUAUCAUUCCCAGCUGUGCACAAGCCACCCAGCUCCACAUCCGGCUCAUCACUGCCCACCACACCACUUGGGCGGUCACCUGCGUCACCUCAGCAGCAGGUACAACCAUCUGGAUCACCACCCAGAUCCCCUCACUCUCAAGCAUCCACUUCACCCAGGCCAUCGCUGGGGACUUCAGCUGUGGGGGCACCUCAAACACCACCCCAAGGUUCUCUUUCAGCCUCCCCUGCUCAGCCACCUGUGGAGGAACUAGGCCCAGGACAGCCCCAAGCUGUAGCUCCUCUUGACUCUUCAAAUCCAAAAAGCACCGUGCCUCUGGUUCAUGUGAAGGAAACCAUCAGCAAGCCUUACGUAAUGGAGAGCCCUGCUGAAGACUCAAACUGGGUGAAUAAGGUCUUCAAGAAGAACAAGCAAAAGACAAAUGGCACCAGAAAAGGCUUCCCAAGACAUCCGCGAUCCAAAAAACCAAGCAGCAAAGUGCAUUCUGCUCCCUGCCCACUCAACUUCCCUCUGCUCUCCACUUCUGAGACAGUUUGGGUCACCUACAGACCUCAUCCCAGCCGGAUCCAGGAAUGCAGCUGCCCUGAGGAAGCUGUGAGCCGAGAGAGAGAACCGGAGACGGCACGGGAGAGAACCUGAGGACCCUGAGGCCAAGCCUGCACCCCACUGCUGUCGGGCACACUCCCCUGACCAGAGGACCAGAGGCUACACCUACUGCCAGUCCUGAUGGUGCCCAGGAUCUGUUUCCAUUCCAGGGUGAGCAUCUCAGCCUCCCUGCGAUCCUUCCAGCCCUUCCACUUCCCUCCUCUGGACAGACUGAUGGACACCAGCACUGACCGGCGCUCACAGACCUUCCUCCCAACCUUGGCCUGAACUCGCUUCUUUGAGAUGGGCCAGAUCGCUUCUAGUCUCCCCAGGAUCCUGUCCAAGAGCACAGCUCUUGGGGGCCCAGCAGGACUGAGCCCACGAUACACUCCCUCACUCCCGCAGUGGCAAGAGCCCAAGUUCUGUUUGGUUUUUAAUUCUCACAGUGUACUAGCGGCUUGACCUCAGCUGGUCACUGGAAUCACUGGCUGAAGUUGGUCCGGCAGCCCAGGCAUCAAGGUCUUUGGAGCUCCUCCGGGAUUACAUGGUGCUACGGUGUUGAGACAGGCGGCCCUGGAGUCCUGGGUCCCUGUAGAGGAAGAGGGAGGCCAAAUGUCCCUCCCCCGGAGCCAACACAAAUGAGGGUUGACCCUGUCUGCUGUUCACACCUCAGUGAAAAUGUUCCAUGGGGAAGACAACUUCAGCCUCAAUUUUUUCCAACUUGUCCAGAAAAUAAUGAGCCCCCCGCUGCUCCCCAGAGAGCAGACAACCUCCAGUCCCGGCCAGGCCCAAAAAGGAAGCCCCAGCUGCCCGCAGGCCUCAGGUGUAUUUGCUUACCAAAUCCUGAAAUGCAAAACCCAGAGUGAAUGCGUGGGGGACAAUGCUAACCGGGUCUUAGGAGCCUGGGGAGGCCAUAUGCAAAUUUGAGCCUGGUGGGGUUGGGGAUUUAGGCGGUUAGGGCACAGAGGCUGUGAGGGAUCCCACUUAACAGGGCCAUUUCAGGGAACAAAAUGUACCUUUGGGAGGCCUGAGAAGGGUCAGAGUCCCAGGGGUCUUGCAUCCUCUGACUACUCUGGUUGAUCUGUGGCCAGACCAGUCAAAGGAAGCAGCUGCGGGUAUGUGUUGAGGGGAGACUGACCGGAGAGGCCCGCCUAGCCACAGGCCUUUCUCCCAGGAGUGGCCUCCAUGUUUGCAGAAGCCUGACGCCUGGGAACCAGAGAGAGGGGGUGUCCUUUCCUGCACAGCCCAGGGAUGCUUAUUCCCUGGGACCCAAGGAAAAUGUGAACUUCAUAAUAAUC